UUUUUUUUUUUUGUAUAUUGAGUGCAUAAAUAAUGUCUGAUCAAAACGAUGUAGAUGCACUAUUUGAAGACGAUCCAGGAUCUUUGGACGAAGUCUAUGAUGAAGACGAUGCAGAAGAUCUUCGACUUGAUGAACUAGACACGAAAGUCUGGCUUGUUAAAGUCCCUAAAUUCUUGGCAGAUCGAUGGAGAAAUGUAGAUGAAGAUAAUGUUAGACUAGGAAGCAUUCGUAUCUACAACAAAGUGCCACCAGGAAAACCAGCUAAUAUUGAACUUGUCUUGCCAGAAGAAGAAGCAGUGUCUGGACUUCCAAGGAAAUACAAUAUUCAAAUCACACCAGGCGAAGUACAGAAUAAGUUUGUCUUCUCAGAACAUGCGAAUGGAGGCAAAGCCAUUAGUGGCACAAUUCAUCAUGAAUGUACAGCAACACCUUCUGAAGCAAGUGCUUAUCGAGACAUCAUGCGAAAACGUGUGAGAGAGGCAGGCACACCUCAAAGAUCAGUACAGCCUAUUGGACAGACCAAUCAACCGAUGUUUGUUCCUGGUGCAAGCAGUGGUAUGCCCAACAGUAACUUUUCUGACUUUGUUACAACCAAGAAACCUAAAUUGGAUAAAGAAAAAGCAACACGUAUGCCUAGAAAUGAACUUAUGGACCUUUUGUUUGCUGCAUUUGAUAAAUUCCCUUAUUGGUCAUUCAAGGGUAUUGUUGAACAUACAAAGCAACCCAAUCAAUACCUGAAGGAAGUAUUAAGUGAGAUUUGUAUUCUCAACAAGCGUGGUCCUUAUGCUGGUAACUACCAAUUGAAGCCCGAAUUCAAACAAAGAUUAUCUGCAGCUGAGAGACAAAAUAUGACAACCAAUGUAGAAGAAGCUAUUUCUACAGAUGAAGAUGAAGAUAACGAAGAAAUGGAAGAAGUUAGAUUGUAGAAAAAAUUUUUCUGUCCUUUUUUUUUUUUGUAUAUGCUGAGAUUGAAAAAUAUGAAGAAAUCUGUUUGACAGCACUUUGGAAAUGUUAAAAAAAAUACUAGUUUCAAUUAGGUGACGUUGAAUAGCCUAAUAGGGUAAAGCAAGCUUUUUUUAUAAAAAAAAAAAAAAAAAAAAAAA
This is a messenger RNA of Gilbertella persicaria, 1103 nucleotides long. RefSeq names its product transcription initiation factor IIF, beta subunit-domain-containing protein. Gene Ontology annotation, biological process: transcription initiation at RNA polymerase II promoter; transcription by RNA polymerase II. NCBI's taxonomy places the organism in Eukaryota, Fungi, Mucoromycota, Mucoromycetes, Mucorales, Choanephoraceae. Gene Ontology annotation, cellular component: transcription factor TFIIF complex. The transcript is spliced from 5 exons. The record is from RefSeq and is a predicted model, not a curated record. Bases 33 to 926 code for a protein of 297 amino acids.